Macadamia integrifolia is the source of this 1335-nucleotide messenger RNA. RefSeq names its product protein trichome birefringence-like 19. The transcript has 2 exons. Gene Ontology annotation, molecular function: O-acetyltransferase activity. Bases 1 to 1335 code for a protein of 444 amino acids. Gene Ontology annotation, cellular component: Golgi apparatus. The record is from RefSeq and is a predicted model, not a curated record. Lineage: Eukaryota; Viridiplantae; Streptophyta; Magnoliopsida; Proteales; Proteaceae.
AUGAAGUUUCACGCCAUUGAGCUUCCCUUGGGGAAGACAGCAAACUCUAUAAGAAAUUCUCCAAAGAUCACUAUCUUAGUAACCAUAACCCUGGUUCUCCUAACCCUAAUUCCUCUGUAUUACCUAUUACCAGGCUAUGCUUCAUUUCCUUGGAACAGUAGUUCUUCUUCUUCUUCACAGAAGUUAUCAUCAGCAAUACCUCCUUCUUCGGGUGAUCAUGGCGGCGUAACAUCAGGGAGAGAAUGUGAUAUUUUUAGUGGGGAAUGGAUUCCAAAUCCUGAGGCUCCUUAUUACACGAAUUUGAGUUGUCGUUGGUCGAUCCAUGAGCACCAGAAUUGCAUGAAAUAUGGAAGACCAGAUUUGGGUUUCAUGAAGUGGAGGUGGAAACCGGAUGAGUGUGAGUUGCCCAUCUUCAACCCGGCUCAGUUCUUGGAGAUUGUCAGAGGGAAGUCCAUGGCCUUUGUUGGAGAUUCUGUGGCCAGAAACCAAGUUCAGUCCUUGAUCUGCCUCUUAUCUCGGGUGAUGUAUCCAGUGGAUAUAUCAUAUACCCGGGACGAAGAUUUCAAACGCUGGAACUACACAACCUACAAUUUCACCCUAGCCACAUUUUGGACUCCAUAUCUUGUUAGGAUUAAUGAAGCUGACCCCAACAAGAUUGGCCUCUUCAAUCUUUACCUUGACGAAUUCAAUGAGGAAUGGACAACCCAUAUUGAACAAUUUGAUUAUGUAAUCAUAUCCGCCGGCCACUGGUUUUAUCGUCCGAUGAUGUUUUACGAGAAGGGCACGCUCGUAGGCUGCCAUUACUGCCUCAAAGAGAACCUCACAGACCUCAACAUGCUCUAUGGUUACAGAAAAGCCUUCAGUACAGCCUUCAAAGCUAUCAACAGUUUGCCUAACUAUAAGGGCUUAACAAUUUUAAGAACAUUUGCUCCUUCACAUUUUGAAAAUGGUGUGUGGAAUCAGGGAGGGAAUUGCUUGAGAACAAAACCUUUUAUGAGCAAUGAAACCCAUUUAGAGGGUAAGGAUUUGGAGCUCUAUAGGAUUCAGUUGGAGGAGUUUAGUAUUGCAGAGAGGGAAGGGAAGAAGAGUAGAGGAUUGAGAUAUGGGUUGCUUGACACCACUAAAGCCUCUUUGUUAAGACCAGAUGGGCACCCUAGCCAUUAUGGGCAUUGGCCCCAUGAGAAUGUGACCUUGUACAAUGACUGUGUGCACUGGUGCUUGCCUGGGGCCAUUGACACUUGGAAUGAUUUCCUGCUAGAGACGUUGAAGAUCGAGGGGAGGAAAUCCUUUGAAGGGUCGAUUCACACAAGUGAUAGGAAGAUGAGAAUACGAUAG